Caretta caretta (loggerhead turtle) is the source of this 2952-nucleotide messenger RNA. The record is from RefSeq and is a predicted model, not a curated record. NCBI's taxonomy places the organism in Eukaryota, Metazoa, Chordata, Testudines, Cheloniidae.
AUGUCAAGCUUCAAAGGCAAUGCCCUUAGGGGCACUUUCUUCCUGGUCUUUGGGCUCGGGUGGUCUGUGAAAUACCCACUAAAAUACUUGAGCCGGACGCUGAAUGCAGACAGUCAGGCAAGCCGCUGGAUCCAAAAACUGGAUAUCCUCGAAGGGGCAGCCAAAGCUUUCCUUGCUGUAGCAGGGAUGCUGGCUGAGCAGUUUGUCCCCGACGGCCCCCACAUGGGUCUCUACAGUGGGGAGACCCACAGCUGGGAGAAGCUGACUAACUGGCAGUACAUGACCAUGUACCUCUUUUAUGGCCUCUCGGGCAUUGUGGAUGUUCUCUCCUAUUCCCCGCUCAAGCUGUCUCUGGGACUGGAUCGCCUCUUGCUGUCUGUGGCUAUGUUUACUGAAGGUUUCUUGUUCUGUUUCCAUGACUACAGUAAUACUGCUCUGGAUCAGCACCUCCACUCCUUGCUGCUCAUCGCUAUAUUUGGCGGAGCCUUUUGUGCCCUGAUGGAAGUGUUCCUGCGGGAUCACACCAUCCUGGAGUUCUUCAGAACCAGUUUUUUCAUUCUCCAGGGAUCCUGGUUCUGGCAGAUUGGGUUUCUGCUGUACCCACCUUGGGGUGGGCCAGCCUGGGACCGCACUGACCAUGGAAACAUCAUGUUCAUCACCAUGUGCUUCAGCUGGCACUAUGUGGGUGCUCUCCUCCUCGUUGCCACAAACUACGCCAUUGUUUACUGGUAUGUGGUGAGGCUAGGCCGGGGAAGAAUUGUUGGAUGUGUGUAUAUUACAGAAACUAGCCAGGGUUUGUGACAGUGAGCCACAAUAGGUAGAAAGCUCUCUAAAUUCCCUUAGACCGGUACAGCGAGAGCGGUUAGCUGAGUUCCGUAUCUUUGCUGGAUGCAAGGCAACAAAAUACGUAGAUUUGGGCAUUAUUUGAGGGUAGCUGCUUAUUGAAAAUCUGAGGGCAAUCUGAAAAAGCAAGCCAGAAGAUACAAAACUUGCAAGAAGAGCGGGGAAUAGCAUUGAUUUACUGCUGCUGAAAGCAUACAUCCCAGUUGCUGUCUUCUCUAGGUCAUCCAGUUAUUUACAAAUUGUACAAAACGUCCUGUUAACCUUGAACAGAGAUGGACAAAUCUGCACCUCGGCAGUUCCACAUACAGAAAUCACUGAUUCUAAUGUUAUGGUCAAGAAACAGUUCCCUCCUCUUAGCCUUGCUCUCUGUAUUUAGUCAUUGCUCAAGCCUGUCUCAGAAGAUCCCCCAUCCCUAUUUCAGAUCCUUCUGGCCUACAUUUACUACUUCAAGGUAGCUUUGAUGUCUUCAAGCACCUCAGCUUCUUUUCCCGUCUUUUUUUCAAUGGAAAUACCAAUGCAUUUUCUGUCCUUGAAAAUCUUCUCCUUACUCCCAACUAUAGCUGAGUGAAAAAUUGUUUGUUUAUUUUAGUUCAGUUGCUGAGCUGAAAAAAAUACUGUUUAGCUUCUAACUGAAAGUGAAGGUUUUUAGUUUUUCUUGCCAAACGGAGAAAACAAAAACAAACAAAUUGUUUGGUCAAAUGAAAUGUUUUGAAUGUGAAUUCAAAUUGCCAUUUCAUUUUAAAGUCAUUUUUUAAAAAAUGACAAAAUGGUUUAUUUAAAAACUGGAGAUGCUUUUUCCAGAUUUUUUUUUCUAACCAAAACUAUUUGCCAGAUUUGACCUAAAUUCAGAUAAUUUUGGUGCCCUGAAAAAUGCAUUCUUUGGCAAAUUUAGUAUGCACUGAAAUUUUUUUGCCUUUCUCUACUCCUGUUAUUGGUGCUGCUGUUUAAGAGGUAGCUGAUUUGGGGGCUUUCAGAUACAUCUGUAGCACCUCUUGCUGCAUCUUGACAUAUUAGGCCACUUGGGUGCCUAAAUAUGCAAUUCAGUGUCUAACUUGAAGCCUCUAUGUGUGAAAAUUUUGUCCAAUAUUCAGCAUGAAUUUAAGCCCCUUUUUUGAGGCUCAGUACUGCAAGGUGCUGAGCUCACUGGCUCCGCCCAGUAAAACAUUUUAAGCACAUGCUCAGCAUUAAGCAUGUGAGAGUAAUCUGAUCAAAAUCAAUGGAAUAUUUAUGGCCUUAAAGUUGGUCACAUGCCUAAAUGUUUCAUUGGAUGCAGCCAGAGUACUCAGCAGUUGGCAGGAUCCAAUCCCUGGUUAAUGAAUAAUUCAUGAACUAGGUGUGCUGUAUUGAGGACUGUGCUGGAAUUGCAAGCGAUCCCUGUCGGAGCAUCAGCGGUGAGGGGUGUUCUAGGCCCUCCUUGCAGGGUAGAAGAUUCUAUAGCAAAGCAGAACAGAAGAGUCAGUUUGAAGAGAGCUCACUUAAAGCAAGGUGGGGUGAGUUGUGCCUCCCUGUGGUAGGGAGCAACCUGUUUUUCUUUCCUUCUGUUUUUAGAUUCUUGCAUGUUGUUGUUGUUCUCAAUUCUAGGAAAUAAAGUAGUGUUAAGUUGCAACCUUCCAGGAAGAGUAUAAUUGGGUUUUUUAAAAUCUAAUUCUCUGUGUGUGUGCCAAAACAUAACACUGAGCCUCUUCUGUCAGAAUAUAUUUAGACUUGGAAGGAUUAGAUAUUUAUCAGUAAAAGUUGAUUUCACUACACACAUACAAACUGAUGGGGGAAAAGCAGUUUCAUCAAGGAUGACUGAAGUUUACAGAGAGGUAAACUAAGAAAAAUACUGCUUGAAAACUGAUUAGAGUUUGAUUUAAGGAUAUUUAUUUUAUAUAUUUUGACAUGUCAUGUUAAUAGUUGUUUUAACGGUGAUAAAGCUUUAACAUUUUGAAUCUCCAUGUCUGCUGUUGUUAAAUAAUUGUCUGGCCUCCCCACCCAGUGUCUGGCAUAAUAUUUCCCACAACUGUAAAAAUUUAACUGCUAAAAAUAAUUUUAAAAAAGCUUAAAACACAAUAUUUUGUGCAACUGUGAAAAUGUAAAUAAAAAUGCUUAAAAUAAACAUUGAAAUUA